Molecule: messenger RNA, 888 nt
Organism: Caenorhabditis briggsae
Lineage: Eukaryota; Metazoa; Nematoda; Chromadorea; Rhabditida; Rhabditidae
Exons: 9
Coding region: 1-888 (295 amino acids)
Biological process (GO): protein targeting to membrane; peptidyl-L-cysteine S-palmitoylation
Cellular component (GO): Golgi apparatus; endoplasmic reticulum
Molecular function (GO): protein-cysteine S-palmitoyltransferase activity
Source: RefSeq, a predicted model, not a curated record
AUGGGCUUGGUAAUGGUUAACCAAAAAUUAGCAAUACUCGGAGAGUUUCUAGUCAAAUGGGGAGGAACUAUGCUUGUGUCAUUCGUUCUGAUGAGUACCUACUACUCGUGUGUGCAUAUAAUUGCAGAAAACAUGUACGAUAACCCAACGCUGAUUUAUUGGUUGACAUUAAUUGCAAGAGUCAUCAUUUUGGAAAUCAUCGUCAACUUGGCCUGUUUUGUUUAUUAUGCACGAUAUAACAGCGUGACCUAUUGGCAUCGAAAGUCGUGCGUAGCUGACCUGAGAGUGUACGCAGAAGACAAUGAAGCGCAGCCAGAAGUGGAAUACGCAAGUGCUCAGCCAAGAGUAGACAGACAUCUGAGUUGGGAGCCCGCUAAUGAGGCCGGAAGUAAAUUCUGUUUUACCUGUAAUAAGGAAGCACCACAGAGAAGCCACCACUGUCCUUUAUGCAAAAUGUGCGUUCUCCGUAAAGAUCAUCACUGUUUUAUCACUGGUGCUUGUGUCGGAUUGGGCAACCAGCGAUACUUCAUGGUUUUCUUGUUCUGGUGCGCAAUUGGGCUCGUCAUCGCCAUGCCACAUCUCUUUUUCUAUAUGAAUACUGAAAUUGCCUAUUGCAUUGCAAACAAGCAAACACCAACUUGGUUCACUGGGAUUAUAUAUGAUUUUCAGGUGUACUAUACAACACAAGGCUACACAAUGUAUGAAUACAACAAUUUGACAGUUCGAGCAACGUUCCAAGGCGAUGGAGAAAAUAUGGGGGAACGACUUCGACUAGUUUUCGGCAAGAAUUGGGCGCUCAACUUUUUGGUCCCGCUUCCAUGGAAUCUACCCGUACUCACACCUGCAAUCUCCGAUAGUCUUUUCCGUGUGAGGAGCAAAGUUCUGUGA